Messenger RNA from Geodia barretti, 1425 nucleotides. NCBI's taxonomy places the organism in Eukaryota, Metazoa, Porifera, Demospongiae, Tetractinellida, Geodiidae. The record is from the annotation of a GenBank genome assembly.
AUGCCUGUUAUCUACAAAGUCAGAUUUGCCCCUUUCACUGGACAUUUGUUGAUCAAGACUGGGCAAAUAGAGAGUAAUCCUCUGAACUGCUCAUUUUCUGAAUCAAUUUUGAAUCCUAUCCCUCAUACAUCUUGUUCUCAUCUCGGAGUGUAUACAAAUGUGACUAUUGGUCUAAGUCAGACAGUGUACUCAGUGGUGGAAGAAGAGGGCGUGGCUGUUGUGUGUACAUCUGUUCUCUCUGGAACUACUUCUGGGAGAAUGUUCAGUAUCAGCUACCAAACUACUAAUGGUGAUGCUAGAGCACCUGCUGACUACAUAGCAAUGAACGGAAGCUUUGACAUAACCGACUCUAAUAGUGAACAGUGUGUCAACAUCUCUGUUGUAUCAGACAACACAAUUGAAGAUGAUGAGUGUUUCAAUUACACUAUUGUAACAUCCUCUAAUAGUAUCGGCCUUACACUCAUCCCCAAUACUGCUACAAUCUGCAUCAGUGAACCUCAAGAAGCAACUCCUUCUGAAUCCACUACACAAACUGCUCUUACUGUUCUGGCUGUGCUAGUGGCAGUAGUUCUACUUUGUAUGGCUAUAAUGGCUGUUGUAAUUUGUCGGAAAAGACCUAAGUUAUCAAGACGCCAGGAUUUCACUUCUCCACAUGAGAGACAUUACUAUCUUCCCAGUGAAGAUAGACAAACUGACAUUUUGCACCACCUCCGAGGGCAACUGGAAAACAAGAAAAUGAUAUACUCCAAGGAUCAAAUCCGGCUGUCUACUACAAUAGGACAAGAGUUUGGGCUCAUGUACAAGGGAUACAUCAAAACCACAGUUGGAAAUGAAAUAGUUGCAAUAAAAACGGGAAAAUGUAUGAACAAUAAUGGCCAAUGACCAACAUAUGGAGUGUGUAUUGAUGGAGAGAUGCUCCUGCUUAUCAUGCCAUUUAUGUCCAAUGGAAGUGUGUUGGAGAAUGUUAGGAAACACAAAGACAGACUCUUUAUCACUGGCGAGCUCCUAAGAGUGGAGUUACAACCAGCAUCUGCUGCACUUCUUAAUAUCUGUCUCCACAUUGCAAAAGGGAUGGAGUACCUUUCUGGACACAAGUUUGUUCAUCGCGACCUGGCAACAAGGAACUGCAUGAUUGAUGGGGAAGGAGUAAUCAAAGUGGCUAAUUUUGGACUCGCAGAGGACAUGUAUUGCACUAACUACUUCCGUGGAAGGAAGAGUGAGACUGGACAUGAGGAGAAGGUCCCUGUACGGUGGAUGGCCCCCGAGAGUAUUGAAGACUCUGUCUAUACACAGGCUACUGAUGUAUGGUCAUAUGGAGUGACAAUGUGGGAGAUUUUCACUUGUGGGAGGGUCCCAUACGCUGGAAUACAUGCCAUGGGUCUCUUGAAGGAGCUAAAGAGAGGAGGGAGACUGGAAAAACCGGAC